Messenger RNA from Chlamydomonas reinhardtii, 2362 nucleotides. RefSeq lists its product as uncharacterized. Gene Ontology annotation, biological process: tricarboxylic acid cycle. NCBI's taxonomy places the organism in Eukaryota, Viridiplantae, Chlorophyta, Chlorophyceae, Chlamydomonadales, Chlamydomonadaceae. The transcript is spliced from 15 exons. Gene Ontology annotation, molecular function: dihydrolipoyllysine-residue succinyltransferase activity. Gene Ontology annotation, cellular component: oxoglutarate dehydrogenase complex. The record is from RefSeq and is a predicted model, not a curated record. The coding region runs from base 210 to 1562 and encodes 450 amino acids.
GGAAAGUAGGCGGCGGGUCAUUGCCAAGGAAUCGGUUGUCGAGGGGGCGUGCAAUUCAUCGCGUCCUUGGUCAUGCGGCUUAUGCACUCGUGCCAACGUGAAUUCUAUACCACUUCGCUCUCGAUACCUUCAUUGCUCAAUUGUUGCACCCCUGCACCUCACGCUUGACGUAAUAAGAAGUUACACGGACUUGCGAAGCGGGGGUCAACAUGGCGCUCCGGCUCUUCGGGCGCCGCGCGGGGCAACUAGGUAGCUCCUUGGCACAAGCUACAAGGGCCGCCGCUGUCGCUACCGGGGAGCUGAGCGCAAGCUGUAGCGAACUCUUCUCGCGUCAAUCAAGCGUGGCCAGCUCCAGUCAUGUGAGGGAGGAGCUGGCCGCGUUCGGUGUUGCGGACGCCCGGUUCCGUGGGCUUCUGCACAUGCGGGGCCUGCAGACGUCGGCACUCGCUAUGGACGCGUUCGAGGUGCAGGUGCCCUCCAUGGGGGAAUCCAUUACAGAGGGCACUAUCGCAAACGUGCUGAAGAAGCAGGGUGACGCUGUGAAGGAGGAUGACAUCAUUGCGCAGAUUGAGACGGACAAGGUGACCAUUGACGUCAAGUACACGGGCAAGGCGCCCGGCGUGAUCAGCAAGGUGCUGAUCAACGCCGCGGACCUGGUCAAGGUCGGGCAGCAGGUGGCGAUUGUUGAGACGGGCGGUGCCGCUGCCGCUGCGGCGCCGGCUGCUGCGGCGCCGGCUGCCGCCGCGCCGCCGCCGCCGCCGCCCAAGCCCGUGGCUGCGGAGCCCGCCAAGCCGGCGGCCCCCAAGGCCCCUGCGCCGGCUCCGGCCGCGCCCACCGGGCCGUCUUCGCCCACGCCCGGACCUCGCCCCGAGCGGCGCGUGAAGAUGACCCGGCUGCGCAUGCGUGUGGCGGAGCGGCUCAAGGGCGCGCAGAACACGUAUGCCAUGCUGUCCACCUUCAACGAGGUGGACAUGAGCGCGGCCAUCGAGUUGCGCUCCACCUACAAGGAGACGUUCCUGGAGAAGCACAACGUCAAGUUGGGUUUCAUGAGCGUGUUCGUCAAGGCGGCGGCACACGCGCUGCAGGAGGUGCCGUCGGUCAACGCCGUGAUUGAGGGCGAUGAGAUCAUCUUCCGCGACUUUUACGACAUCUCCAUCGCCGUGGCCACGCCCAAGGGCCUGGUGGUGCCGGUGCUACGCCGCGCGGACGAGCUCAGCUUCGCCGACGUUGAGAAGAACAUCAACGCGCUGGGCAAGAAGGCGCGCGACGGCACCAUCGGCAUCGACGACAUGGCCGGCGGCACCUUCACCAUCUCCAACGGCGGCGUGUACGGCAGCCUGCUGUCCACGCCCAUCAUCAACCCGCCGCAGUCGGCCAUCCUGGGCAUGCACGCCAUCGUGGACCGGCCAGUGGUGGUCAAGGGCAAGAUUGAGAUCCGGCCCAUGAUGAACAUCGCGCUCACGUACGACCAUCGCCUGAUCGACGGCCGCGAGGCGGUCACCUUCCUGCGCCGCAUCAAGGACGUGGUGGAGGACCCGCGCCGCCUGCUGCUGGACAUCUAAGAAGACCCGUAGGAACACCCGUGAAUCUGUGAUGGCACACACACGCACACACAUCCCGCAGCAGCGGGUGGAGCUUGAGGUGCGGCCUGUGUGUGCCUACCCGCGGAGCUGCCUUGUGGCGCCGCGGAGCUGCCCUGUGGCGUACGGGUAGUGGCGGUCAGGACGUUGGGCGUGGUUGCCUGCCGGCGCUCACGCGUCGUGCCGAGUGCCGAGGCCUGCGGGUGCUGGGUAGUGGUGGGCGGGGGAUGUAUCAGGGCUGUUGGCGUGAGGCGUAGGCGCUGCGUUGUUGGAGGAAGAAUGGUCAUGGGGGGCCGUGGAUUGCAGGAACCAGCAGACCUGAGAGGAGAGACUGUACUCAACGCAGGCUCGGGCUUUCACCCCCGCGGGCCGGGGCCCGCGCAAGCUUAUCUUGUCGUUCCUUGUCGUGUCAGGUGUGCUGUUUUUGGGGGAAUGGUGGGUGUUCGGUUGAGGCCGGCAGUGCCAGUCUGUUUGCUGCAUCCAGGUGCUCGACGUUAUGUGGCUCUUGACACCUUGUCAAAGCUUCUGGGCCUAUGGGUUAUGACGCAUGCAACAACAGUUCUGACCUACGAGCAGAAGGGGUGUUGCGCCCGAGUCAUUGCUUCGAAAGUAUGCCGAGUGGAAGAAUGGCAACCGGGAGACGCUGAGUGGCGCUGCCCAGAACCUGGUUUCCAAGGAGCGAGGUGGCUAGCCUUGGUGCAUCACAGGCUUGGCACUCAUUCUUUGUGGAGUUUGCUCAAAUGCUCAAUAUCCCUGAGUCUGCUUUGUAAUCGCGCGUUUGU